AUGGUUACUACAUACAAGAAAGGCAGCAGGCGCAAAAAUUACCCACCUCUGGCACGGCGGAGUGGCGACGAAAUCGGCACAAAUAUUAUGCUCGACAUCAAUUGUUAUAAUAUUUCUAUUUCAAAAUUGCGAUACAUCGAAAUAUGGCGUUCAAAAUUAUAUGCUUGGUUUUGGCUGUGGCAGCUCUUAGUAACGGUUACCCGUACGGUGGCGGCUACGGACAAGGGGGUCAAGGUUUCGGCCCUGGCGGUGGCCAAGGAGGACAUGGAUCUGGAGGCCAGGGUGGUUUCGGACCCGGCAACCAGGGCUUCGGAACGGGCAACCAAGGGGGUUUCGGCCCGGGUGGGCAUGGAGGGCAAGGUGGAUUCGGUGGCCAGAAUGGUUACGACCAAGGCGGUCAGGGCGGUUUCGGAUCAGGCGGAAAUAGCGGAGGCUUUGGACCUGGAGGCGGCCAGGGUGGCUUCGGCCAGGGCGGUGGACAGGGACAAGGCUUUGGCGGCCAUCGCGGUGGUUACAAGGAACACGGCUAUUAGCCACAAUAAAGAC
Messenger RNA from Iphiclides podalirius (scarce swallowtail), 546 nucleotides. NCBI's taxonomy places the organism in Eukaryota, Metazoa, Arthropoda, Insecta, Lepidoptera, Papilionidae. The record is from the annotation of a GenBank genome assembly.